AUGGACCGCUUCCUCCGCUACACCCUAAAACGCAGCACCCCCGGCCACAUCUUCCGCUUCGGCCUCAACAGCCUGGGAGUAUUCUGCGCAUGCACACUAAUCUGGGAGCACCUGAUCACGGUACAACUGAGCGAAGGGCCCUCAAUGUACCCGACCUUCAGUCCGCGGGGCGACUACCUUCUCAUAUCGCGAGUGCACAAGCACGGGCGCGGAAUCCAGGUCGGGGACGUGGUGCGGUUCUAUCAUCCGACGUUUUUGGGGGUCAAUGGGGCGAAGAGGGUUAUUGGGUUGCCGGGGGAUUUUGUGUGUAGGGAUUUGCCGUUUAGUAGGGAGGUUGGUGGGGAGGGGGAGAUGAUUAGAGUUCCUGAAGGUCAUGUUUAUCUUGCUGGGGAUAAUUUGCCGUGGUCGAGGGAUUCUAGGAAUUAUGGACCUAUACCCAUGGCGCUUAUUAAUGGGAAGAUUAUCGCAAGGGUGUGGCCGCUGAAUAAAAUUGAGUGGGUGAAGAAUACGUUGGAGGAGGCCAAUUUGUCGGGAUAA
Messenger RNA from Aspergillus luchuensis, 537 nucleotides. RefSeq names its product putative mitochondrial inner membrane protease subunit 1. Gene Ontology annotation, molecular function: serine-type endopeptidase activity. The record is from RefSeq and is a predicted model, not a curated record. Bases 1 to 537 code for a protein of 178 amino acids. Gene Ontology annotation, cellular component: membrane; mitochondrial inner membrane peptidase complex. The transcript has 2 exons. NCBI's taxonomy places the organism in Eukaryota, Fungi, Ascomycota, Eurotiomycetes, Eurotiales, Aspergillaceae.